UUUGUGGCCGUCUCUGCGGCGUUUGAUUUGUCACAGAAACUGGUCCAACACCUGAAGACCGAGAACCAACUGCUCCGGUCGGCCACUCACGACCUGAUGCCACCACUAGUGGAUCAGCCGCUGGUAACCACCGCUAUUGGCGUCGAUGGCUGUGAUAACAUGACUAAUGGUGUGCGGAGUCUCGCGAUCUGUUUGGAUGAUAACUCGAUGAAGACGUUGUCGACUGACGUGCCAAAUGAGGUCACAAACGAUGGCAAUACUGGAGACAAUCCUUCGGAGAAGGAGAUCUGCAGAAGUGAUUUGAUUGCCAUUCAAUACGAGGAAGAAAUCAAAGAGUUGCGCGAAGAUUGGGAACUCCUGUGUCUACAGUCUGUCCUCGAAGUUGUCGUUACACAUGAGGAUCAAAUCAACGCCAGAAGUCAUCUGAAGGAGUCUACCGAUGAGGACACGGAUGUUGAGGAGGACAUGGAUGUCGACAUGAAUGAUAAGGAAAAGUCUGCGAAAUCGCGUCUCAAGUGUCGGAUCUGUGGCCGAAAAUUCAUCGAUGAGUCCCUUCUGGAGGAGCAUAAGCGACAACACGAGGCCUUUGACCCCAAACAGGUCCGCUGUGCCGAAGACCUGUGCGGACACCAGUUUGAC
Oppiella nova is the source of this 639-nucleotide messenger RNA. Lineage: Eukaryota; Metazoa; Arthropoda; Arachnida; Sarcoptiformes; Oppiidae. The record is from the annotation of a GenBank genome assembly.